GAGACGCGUUGGACGUGGACAUGGAGGCGGACGGCAGAGCCGGCUGGGACAGCCCGGUGCAGUUUGUUCUGGCCUGUGUUUCGUACGCGGUGGGUCUCGGGAACGUGUGGAGGUUCCCGUACCUGUGCCAGCUGCACGGCGGAGGUGGGUUCCUGGUUCCAUACUUAGUUAUGCUGUUCGUGGAAGGUAUUCCUUUAUUUUACAUGGAGCUUGCCAUUGGUCAGAAGAUGCGUCUUGGCAGCAUUGGGGCGUGGACUACCAUCAGCCCAUACCUGGGAGGGCUGGGCUUUUCCAGUGUGGUGGCAUCCGUGUAUCUGUGUCUCUAUUACAAUGUCAUCAAUGCAUGGAGCUUCUGGUACCUCUUUCAUUCAUUUCAAUCAGUGCUGCCUUGGGCAGAAUGCCCUAUCAAUGCCAACAGGACAGGGUAUUUAGAGGAGUGUGAUGUUGCCACACCCACCCAGUACUUCUUCUACAGAGAAACCCUCAACAUCUCACCGUCUAUAGAAGUCAAUGGAGGUGUCCACCUUGGACAGGUCCUCUGCUUCAUGCUGGCAUGGAUGAUAACCUACCUCUUUGUUGUCCGAGGAGUGAAGUCAAGUGGAAAGGUGGUGUACUUCACAGCCACUUUUCCUUAUCUGGUUUUGUUCAUUUACCUGAUCCGAGGAGUCACUCUUCAUGGUGCAAUGAAUGGCCUUACAUACAUGUUCACACCUAAGAUGGAGGAGCUUGCCAAUCCAAUAGCGUGGAUCAAUGCAGCCACUCAGAUCUUUUUCUCUCUGGGUUUGGGUUUCGGCUCCCUCAUAGCCUUUGCCAGCUACAAUCAAUACCACAACAACUUUGAGCAGCAGGCCAUCAUUGUUUCCUUGAUCAACAGCGGAACCUCCAUCUUUGCCAGCAUCGUCACUUUUUCCAUCUACGGUUUCAAAGCCACUGUCAACUAUGAGAACUGCUUGGAGAGAAUUCGCUUGCUGUUGAUGAAUUCAUUUAAUCUGGCAGAAGACUCCAUCACCAUAGACAACAUCUUUGAAUGGAUAGAGAGGCUGAACUCAACAUACCCUCAAGAGUAUGCUGAAGUCACCAAUGGCACCAAUACCUGUUAUCUGGAGAACGAACUGAGCCAUGCAGUAGAAGGAACAGGUCUAGCCUUCAUCCUCUACAGUGAGGCCAUUAAGAACAUGCCUUUGCCUCAGCUGUGGUCGGUGCUGUACUUCUUCAUGUUGCUGAUACUUGGUCUUGGUAGCAUGUUGGGAAGCGUCACUGCCAUCAUCACCCCACUGCAAGACUUCAAGAUAGUGUCCUCCAUCAGUACAGAGUUGUUUAGUGGAAUAGUGUGUGUUUUAUGUCUGCUGCUGGGCUUGGGCUUCACCACGACAUCUGGAAAUUACUGGUUUACAAUUUUCAAUGACUAUGCAGCCAACUUCUCCUUGCUCUUCAUUGUCCUCCUCGAGAUCAUCACUGUCAGCUACAUCUAUGGAAUAAAGAGGUUUGAAAGCGACAUAAUGGACAUGCUUGGUCAUCGCCCCAAUUGGUACUGGAAAAUCAUGUGGGUAGCAGUCAGUCCUAUUCUGCUCAUUGUCUUGUUCAUCUUCUAUAUUGUUAAUUAUAUCCUCGGAGGGACACCUACAUACCAAGCAUGGGACAAAGAACUGGCAGCAGUUGUGUCCACACCGUAUCCUGUCUUCUGUCAAGUUUUCAUCGGGCUUCUGUUGGUGUCAUCACUCAGCUGUGUUCCCAUCGCCGCUCUCUACAUCUAUUGCAGGAAGAGGAAACACGGCGCCCACCAGCGGCAGAGUGCUGUCAGUACAGUGUCUGCUAAGAUGCCUGUUGAUAUGUCUGACAUUUGCAAAACCCACCUUUGAGCUUUUAUCUUCAGUGAUG
Messenger RNA from Thalassophryne amazonica, 1878 nucleotides. Its product is annotated as sodium- and chloride-dependent transporter XTRP3A-like. Gene Ontology annotation, biological process: sodium ion transmembrane transport. Bases 21 to 1859 code for a protein of 612 amino acids. Gene Ontology annotation, cellular component: membrane. The record is from RefSeq and is a predicted model, not a curated record. The transcript is spliced from 13 exons. Gene Ontology annotation, molecular function: L-proline transmembrane transporter activity. Lineage: Eukaryota; Metazoa; Chordata; Actinopteri; Batrachoidiformes; Batrachoididae.